GUAAAGUGUUAAACAAUUAAAUGCAGUCAUAGAAUGGGAUCCAUAGACAACAUAUUUUUAGUGUUUUUAACACUAAUUCUUAUAUGUUUUUCACUAAUAAAUGCACAGAAUGUAAAGAAUUCAAGCAUCGAAACGAUUAAUGUCUUACUAAACGAUCUUGGUAAUGGACAAAUCAUUGAAAGUCCUGGAUUUCCCACUAAGCCCUAUCCCAAAGACUAUAAAGUUAAUUAUGAAAUUAAGGUAAAUCUAAGCGAAAGAAUCCAACAGUUAUCGAGUCGACUGAGACUUACGUUAGAAUACGUUGCGAUCGACCCGUCAGACCACUGCAAAGACACUAAUUUACAAAUAAUAUUUCCUAAGGGAGAGCUGAGAACUUUUUGUGGACUACACGCCGGAAAAACAAUGGUUUCCGACUCGGGUUCGGCCAGAAUUGAGUUUAGGGGCAAUUCUUUAGGUCAGGACAGGGGCUACAAAAUACGGGCCGAAAUUGUUUCGUCUAAAUGUUCGCAAAAAUUCGUGAAUCAAAGCGAAGGUAUUAUACAAACACCAAAUUAUCCCAAGAAUUAUGGCAAUGAAGACACUUGUGUUUGGGAUAUUGAGGUCCCGAAAGGCAAAUACGUUAAAUUGGAUUUCGACGACACGUUUGCCAUCAAUGCUGCCAAUGAUAUUUGUGCCGAAGACUAUCUGCUUGUCAGCCAAAGCGGCGACUUUGAUACUGAUGUUCAGAGGUUUUGCGGUAAUCAAAAGCCAGACGUUAUAAUAUCGGACUCAAACAGAAUGCUUAUUAAAUUCAACUCAAAUUCUGUAAACACUGGCAAAGGAUUUCGGGCUAAGUUUGUUGAACACAACAGACCAGAGGCCGCGCCCGCGAGACUACCAGAACUCACACCCGAAGGCUGUCCUUGCGGCAAAGAAAAUCUGCGAAUUGUUAAACGAAUAGUUGGCGGCAAAGAAGUAGAUCCGGCGCAUCGAUAUCCAUGGAUGGUCUCCGUUGGAUCCAUUCGUGGGUCUCCUUUCUGUGGCGGCGCUCUUAUCAAUAAUUUUUAUGUAUUGACUGCCGCCCACUGUGUGUACGACGAGGUGCCCGAAAGUAUUGGCGUCCGAAUCGGUCAGCACAGCCUUCAGGAGUCGACACCCAUAUUAAAGAUCACCAAAAUUACGGUAAACGACAAAUACAACUCCGUGUCCCAGAAGGACGACAUCGCACUCCUCCGACUCGCCCAACCCAUCAAAUAC
Medioppia subpectinata is the source of this 1236-nucleotide messenger RNA. Lineage: Eukaryota; Metazoa; Arthropoda; Arachnida; Sarcoptiformes; Oppiidae. The record is from the annotation of a GenBank genome assembly.